UUGACUUGCAAAGGCCGAAAACUUAAAUGCGAUGAGGCAAAACCGACCUGUGAUAACUGCAUGAAAGCCUCUCGGGAUUGCACUUAUGCAGAGCAGCCUAUAUUUCGUAGUCAGGACAUUCGUUCAACGCCAAGGCGCAAACGAGCAAACAGUGCCAGUUGGCAAGAAGAACAACAUCCCACCAUGUUUGGCAAAAAUCACACCUGGGUUGAGGUUCCAAGCAAGCAAGCAUCAGUCACCUUUGUCCAAGUUGAAGAUCCUUGGGCACCUGAUGAUGAUACCAUUGUGGAUGCACAAGAAUAUAAUACGGAUAGAGGGACAGAUACUGGCGUGGAAAAUGCCGACUCUGGCUAUCAUGAAAUGUCAGACUACGGCUCUGUCCAAUCUCCCUCCUUUCAACGUGCGGCAGCUCUAGAUGCACCCCAGGAAAAUACUCCCCCCAUUUACCCUUCCGAAAACUUAGAUCUUAGCCCCUUCAAUAGGGUUAUAGCUUCACACUUACUGCGACAUUUUCAGCAAGGCCCAGGUCAGUGGAUGGAUAUCUUCGAUACAACGGCUUACUUCUCCUCAAGAGUCCUCGUGCUUGCAGCAUCGAGGCCACUAUUGAAAUCCGCAGUGUGCGCUCUUUCUGCAAAGCAUCUACGGCACCUCUAUCGGCUUCUGCACCUUUACGCAACGACUUCGACAUGGCAGUAUCAAUCAGCAAAACAUUACGACCAAGCCCUUGGCCGUUUGAAAACAGCCAUAGACAUGGAAACAUAUAAUAAUAGCCCUUCUGAAAAGGAAGAGAUGCUUGCUGCCGUUGCCAUACUCUGCACCUUCGAAUUGAUGGACGCUCCUGGUAGUGCUUGGAGAGCUCACUUGGGUGCUCUACCCCUCUUCGAUGAUAAUACCACUUUCAUGCCAGCGCAAUCAACCAUCAUAAUUCCUAGAAUGGCUAUAAAGGUACCAAUAUUCUGGAGACUCGCAAGACAAGACUUGCUAUGUGCCUUCAUAAGCGAGACUCAGACCCGACUGGAUUUGAAGGACAUAUGUCUCUGGCAGAAUGCAGGUCUAGCAACUGAUGAGCACGGAGCUCUCCCACAUAUCCACAAUUCUUCUGGUGUUAAAGAAGACAUGAAAAGCAAUGAGCUCACGUGGAUUCUUGGUAAAAUCGCAAACCAUCUGACCGCUGGAGAUGCUCUGAUUGCCGAGGAUUCCGCAUUACCUCCCGGGCAACAGCUCCCAAUCGGGAUGAACCAGGAGUAUCUUUCAAACCGAUGGAACAUGUUGAUGACCGAGUUAGAUAACUGGCAUGACUCUCUUCCGCCAGUCUUUACCGCGAUUGCUCGUACACGGGCAUGGGGCUGUGCUGAUCCACAACACACGCUCACUUUGGAUGCUUUCGAACAGAUUUGGUUUGACUUGCCACUAUGCGCUGCAACAAUGCAAAGCUAUCACCAGGUAAAGAUAUUGUUAUUGGCAAAUGAGCCGCAAGAGUCUACAGCUAUCCGGUCAACCGUAUCAGCGCGCUUGAGGUCUUAUCGACAUGCUCUCAGGCAGGUUCUCUACCACGCCAGGGAGAUCUGUGGCAUAAGUCUUGGAAACUCGGGAGAUUCGUUUCGGAUCAACUCCGUGCAAGCCUUGUUUGUCGCUGGACAAGUCUUCCAGGAGCCCCAUGAGCAGGAUGCGGUUCUUGAAAUACUCCUUGGAAUUGAAAGAGAUCUCGGAUGGACGACAAUAUACCAUGUGGCUAAGCUGGCCGAUGAAUGGGCAAGAGGAAGUGAAGUUAAUCACGUUGGUCGGGCUGAGCAUCGGGAUGGCCGUAACUGCUUUCUUCCAUAG
This is a messenger RNA of Aspergillus ruber CBS 135680, 1824 nucleotides long. RefSeq names its product Zn(II)2Cys6 transcription factor. Lineage: Eukaryota; Fungi; Ascomycota; Eurotiomycetes; Eurotiales; Aspergillaceae. Gene Ontology annotation, biological process: positive regulation of transcription by RNA polymerase II. Gene Ontology annotation, cellular component: nucleus. The transcript has 6 exons. The record is from RefSeq and is a predicted model, not a curated record. The annotation marks the transcript as partial. Gene Ontology annotation, molecular function: transcription cis-regulatory region binding; DNA-binding transcription factor activity, RNA polymerase II-specific; zinc ion binding.